Dryobates pubescens (Downy woodpecker) is the source of this 1765-nucleotide messenger RNA. RefSeq names its product transmembrane protease serine 11E-like. Gene Ontology annotation, biological process: proteolysis. The transcript is spliced from 9 exons. Gene Ontology annotation, molecular function: serine-type endopeptidase activity. Gene Ontology annotation, cellular component: plasma membrane; extracellular region. Bases 8 to 1258 code for a protein of 416 amino acids. The record is from RefSeq and is a predicted model, not a curated record. Lineage: Eukaryota; Metazoa; Chordata; Aves; Piciformes; Picidae.
GAUCCAGAUGGAGAGAGCAAGGAGGAGCUUGAAUCCAUGGACGAUAGCAGCCAUUGUCGUGUCAGUGGUAGUGGGCCUGGCCCUCAUCAUUGGUUUGCUCACGUUUUUUCUGUGCCGUGACCAGGACCGGUACUACAAUGCAUCCUUCCUGAUCACCAACGUCAAGUACAACUCUCAGUAUGAGAGGCAGACCACGGAAGAGUUCAGGCGCCUGAGCCAAGACAUUGAAACCAUGGUAUCUGCAAUAUUCAAGGGGUCCUUCCUAAACAGAAGGUACAUCAGGUCCCAUGUUUUCAGGCUGAGCCCAGAUCCUGGUGGAGUGUUUGCGUCUGUUCUCCUGGUAUUUAAAUUUCCCUCUGCUGACAGUGAGGCAGUGACCUGGGGUCAUGUCAACAGAGUGCUGCACAGAAGGCUGAGAACGAUCUCCUCUCCUUUGAACAUUGACCAGUCCACCCUCAGCCUCACAGAGCUGAACAAGGAGAGGGGAGAUAACCUUUUAAACAACUGCUGUGGGAUCCGGAGAGAGGCCUUCUCCUUCACAGGAGUGGAGAGGAUCAUCGGCGGGCAGCGCGCACAGGAAGGAGAGUGGCCAUGGCAGGCCAGCAUCCAGCUGGAUGGCACCCACCGCUGUGGUGCCUCCAUCAUCAGUAACACCUGGCUGGUGACUGCUGCCCACUGCUUCAGAGGAGGAAGGGAGCCUCGCAGGUGGACUGCCAGCUUUGGAAUUCUGCUGAGGCCUCCACAACAGAGGAAGUUUGUCCGAAGAAUCAUUAUCCACGAGAACUACAGCGACUUCCUCCUGGAUCACACCAAUGAUGUGGCGGUUGUGGAGCUGGCCUCUCCUAUCGAGUUCACGAGUGACAUACACAGUGUCUGUCUCCCAGAGGCCUCUCAUGUUUUCCCAGUUAAUGCCUCCUGUUUUGUCACAGGCUGGGGAGCUUUGGAGAAUGAUGGCUUCAGUGUUAAUCAUCUUCGACAAGCAGAAGUGAAAAUCAUAAGUACAGCCAUUUGUAAUAGAAGAGAAGUGUAUGGUGGAGCAAUAACACCUGGAAUGUUGUGUGCUGGAUACUUGGAGGGGCAGGUGGAUGCCUGCCAGGGUGACUCUGGUGGACCACUGGUGCAUGCAAAUUCCAGAGGAAUCUGGUACCUUGUGGGAAUAGUGAGCUGGGGAGAUGAAUGUGGCAAGGAGAAUAAGCCAGGAGUGUACACACGAGUGACUUACUACCGAAACUGGAUCUACUCCAAAACGGGCAUCUGAAGGCUGCAGCGGAUCAAGGGCUGUGAACGAAUCCUCUGGCACGUUCUGCUCUGUGGUUACCCUCUCAGCAGCUGCUGGCUUUUCUUGUGGUCCUGCAUCGAGUGCCAGCAAGCUCAGAGUGUCUGGGGCUUGAAACUGGUUUGGCCUACAGCCAGAUAGGAAGGGGCUUGAGCCACAUGGCAGCUGUUCAUUCGGGAAGUGCCAAAGGGACAGUGGCCUUUGUCUGGAUGGAGUGCACAGACCCUUUUUCCUCUGUGCUCAAAUGUCUUGUGUCUGACUUGAAAACCAGGCCAAGCAUUUGAACUCAAUCCCUUAUCAGCAUCCAAGAGAAGUUAUCAUUGAAGGAUGGCCCACCCCCUGGCUGUGUGCUUUUGAGGCCCUGCCAGACUGCAGGCCAGCUACAAUCCAGCCCCUGACUCCAAGGCUGCUGUGUUCCUCAAGUCUCUAGUGAAGAACAGAAGAUAGCUUAGAUUCCUGAUAUCACACUGGACUGUUACCUAGAGGAAU